UUUUCUUUCCCUCUAUUUUUUUCUUCUCCUUACUUCAGCUGUUCCUUCCAGCUUCUUUCAAUGCUUGGCUGUUCUCCCAGGGCAAAAGAAAGAAGAGGAGGAAGACAACUAGACAAGGUUCUAGGAACUUCUAGAAACGAGCCAGCUAGGGCUGUGUGCUUCUAGCUCUUGCCCUGCAGCCUGAACUGCAAGGGAGUUUUGGACCGGUCCCUGCCUCUCCAGGAUGCAGGUUCCUGUGGGUUUUCUCUCCAAGCUCUGGAGCUUUGUUUCCUUCCUGCCAUUCUUCCUCUUGCUCCUCCUCCUUGGUUCCAUCAAAGGUAGGUUUCAGCUGUGCUAAUUGGUCCAAUUGCUGCCGCCAUCAUCUUUUUGGGGAAUUCUGCUGUUAUUAUCGGCCUGUGGCCUGCUCAUUUCAUAUGGACAUACUACUGUGUUCUGAAGUAUGAGCGGAGCGUAUUGGACUAGUUUUGAAGAUCCUUGCUGCGAUACUGCUGCCAUUGCCUUUGCUCCUGUUGCCAGUACUUGCUAUUUCUGGGAGCCUUCUGGGUGGUAUAGGAUAUGGAGUUUUCAUUCCACUAAUGGCAACUUUCGAGGCUGUGGGUGAGGGUGUCGCGGACAAGCUCACCCAUUGUUUUUUGGAUGGCACGGUCAGUACAACAGCCGGAGCUUGCACGGUGGUGCGUGAUGCUACCGAUUUCUGCUUCCACUCAUACUUCUCUCUUAUGGAUGAGCUCAUAAGAAAAUUGGGAGAUAAUGAAACUCCUCUUGACAUCAAACUGUCUUAUCUACCACACAGCAUGCUUGCUGUUCUUAUUGCUGUUCCUUUCGACGUAUUCAUGAUAAGUGGAGUGGCAUUGUGGAAAAGCCCCUGCAUGUUGUUGAAAGGAUGGCAAAGGCUGUGCGAGGACUUGGUUGGAAGGGAAGGACCGUUUCUAGAAACAGUCUGUGUUCCUUUCGCUGGUUUGUCUAUCAUAUUAUGGCCACUUGCUGUAAUUGGGGCAGUAGUUGCUUCAUUUCUUAGCAGCUUCUUUUUUGGUAUGCGUGCUGGAUUAAUUGCUUAUCAGGAGGCUUCUCUCCAAAUGGGACUAGCAUAUAUGGUUUCAGCAGUAGCAUUGUUCGACGAAUACACAAAUGAUAUGCUUUACUUAAGAGAAGGCUCAUGUUUUCCAAGGCCCAAGUACCGAAAAACCGAUAGGAUGAAUAACGAGACUGGUCAGAACAAUGAAGUGCGCAAUGCUACAUCUCCAUUGGGAGAAAAGAAACACCACCAUAAAACCAUGAAGGCUUUGCAGCGAUCAAAGACAUUUAUGGAAGCUAUCCAGCGGCUUAGACCAAUUCAAAUAUGGGAUUGGCUCUUCCGAUCUUGUGAGCUGAAUGGAAGGAUAUUACUGGGUGAGGGAUUGAUUAGUGCUGAGGACAUGGAAGAAUGUAUCAUCAAAGGAAAAUGCAAGAAAUUAAGCAUAAAGUUGCCUGCCUGGUGCAUCCUUCAAUGCCUGAUACGAUCUGCAAAACAUGAUUCGCAUGGUUUGCUCAUAUCUGACGAUGUUGAAGUGACAAACUUCAACUGGCCUAAAGACAAAGUGUUUGACUGGAUGCUUGGACCACUUCUUGUUAUUAAGGAGCAAAUGAAGCAAUUAGAGCUAACUGAAGAUGAGGAACUAUGCUUAAGGAGGCUCAUCAUGACAAAUAACAAUGAUAAACCAUCUGACUGGGACGAUUGUGGUUUCCCGUCAAGCGAUAAUAUAAGGAGAGCUCGGCUGCAAGCGAUAAUCAGAAGGUUGCAAGGCAUUGUUGUCAAUUUGUCGUGGGUACCGAGCUUCAGGAGACGAUUCAUCGAUCUGGUUAAGGCAUUGUAUCUCGAGGCGGUCGAGGCAGGCGCGAUCGACGGCUCAAGGAGCGUGAAGCGCAAAAUCGAGGCUGAUGCUGCUUCUGCUCCUGGAAGCAAGUUUGAUGACAAAGAUGGGGAGGGCUCAUCAAAGGGCGCAGCAGCAGUGGGCAUUGAUGCAGUGUGAUAUCUACUGUUUGUGUACACGAAAUUUACCUGGCUUCCAUCAUGCAUUCUGCUGGGCCUUUUUUUUUUCUGGUAACUGCCUAUGCAUGUUAAUGUACUGGAGACAUCCUGUAACUCUGUAAGAGAUGGCAGAAAAGGGUCCUAUUUGGCUGUAUGGCACCUCCAAGUCUCCAACUUCAAAUCUAACUUCAAAACAUUUUGGAGUUGGAUCUGGGAUUAGGUUAGGUGCUAAUGUGAGACUUUCUGUUCAUACUUUGUAUUAAGAUUAGAUUAUUAAUUCACUUUAAUUUAUUUUAAA
This is a messenger RNA of Oryza sativa Japonica Group (Japanese rice), 2306 nucleotides long. NCBI's taxonomy places the organism in Eukaryota, Viridiplantae, Streptophyta, Magnoliopsida, Poales, Poaceae. The record is from RefSeq and is a predicted model, not a curated record.